Molecule: messenger RNA, 1428 nt
Organism: Arvicanthis niloticus (Nile rat)
Lineage: Eukaryota; Metazoa; Chordata; Mammalia; Rodentia; Muridae
Gene: Rabggtb
Product: Rab geranylgeranyltransferase subunit beta
Biological process (GO): protein geranylgeranylation
Cellular component (GO): Rab-protein geranylgeranyltransferase complex
Molecular function (GO): Rab geranylgeranyltransferase activity
Source: RefSeq, a predicted model, not a curated record
AGCUAGGUAGGGCGUGGGCGGCCGGCGGGCGCGUGUGCGCAGGCGCGCAGGCCCUGACUCCCUGUGCUCCCGCGCGCUUCAGUCUUUCGGCGACCGGACAUGGGCACACAGCAGAAGGACAUUACUAUCAAGUCAGAUGCGCCUGACACCCUGCUGCUGGAGAAGCAUGCCGAUUACAUCGCCUCCUAUGGCUCAAAGAAAGACGACUAUGAAUACUGCAUGUCUGAAUACCUGAGAAUGAGCGGCGUCUAUUGGGGCCUGACCGUGAUGGACCUCAUGGGACAGCUUCACCGCAUGAACAGAGAAGAAAUAUUGGUGUUUAUCAAGUCGUGCCAGCAUGAGUGUGGGGGAGUAAGUGCUAGCAUUGGGCACGACCCCCAUCUUCUGUACACACUCAGUGCCGUCCAGAUUCUUACUCUGUAUGAUAGUAUUCAUGUUAUCAACGUGGAUAAAGUUGUGGCCUAUGUUCAGAGUCUACAGAAGGAAGAUGGUUCCUUUGCUGGAGACAUUUGGGGAGAAAUUGAUACAAGAUUCUCAUUUUGUGCAGUGGCAACUUUGGCUCUCUUGGGCAAGCUUGAUGCUAUUAAUGUGGAAAAGGCGAUUGAGUUUGUUUUGUCCUGUAUGAACUUUGAUGGUGGAUUUGGCUGCAGACCAGGCUCUGAAUCUCAUGCUGGACAGAUCUAUUGUUGCACAGGAUUCCUGGCCAUAACUAGUCAGUUGCAUCAAGUGAACUCUGACUUACUUGGUUGGUGGCUUUGUGAACGGCAGUUGCCCUCAGGUGGACUCAAUGGAAGACCCGAAAAGUUACCAGAUGUGUGUUAUUCAUGGUGGGUGCUGGCCUCCCUAAAGAUAAUUGGGAGACUUCAUUGGAUUGACCGAGAAAAGCUGCGAAGUUUCAUCUUAGCAUGUCAAGAUGAAGAGACAGGAGGGUUUGCAGACAGGCCAGGAGAUAUGGUGGACCCAUUUCACACCUUAUUUGGCAUUGCUGGAUUAUCACUUUUGGGAGAAGAGCAGAUUAAGCCUGUUAGCCCCGUCUUCUGCAUGCCUGAGGAAGUGCUUCAGCGGUUGAAUGUUCAGCCUGAACUAGUGAGCUAGUCAGAGAUAGCAAAGAUGCUUUAGUGUGCAAUACGAAUUGCUGUAUUUGAAGUGUUUAUCAAACCUAGAAGUGACUUAAUAUUUUGUAUAUCAUAUAUUAUAUAAUUAUUGUAAAAUAAAUAUGUUGGUAUUUAGAUCUUUAGUUUUCUGAGUACAGUUUUUGUCAGUACUGUUUGUUUUAGAUGUCUAACUGCAAACUUCAAAGAGCUAGUAUUUAACUGAUGCCUCCCUGUCCUGUUGACCUGUAACAAUGAUGGGAAAUGAUUUCUGUUAAUGAAGAUGAUAAAAGCGAGUGAAACUCGUAUGAUUUAAAUAAAAGAUGCACAAAAUUGA